This is a messenger RNA of Pleuronectes platessa (European plaice), 13997 nucleotides long. It is a transcript of the gene spegb, whose product is annotated as striated muscle enriched protein kinase b. Gene Ontology annotation, molecular function: protein binding; protein kinase activity; ATP binding. Gene Ontology annotation, biological process: protein phosphorylation. Bases 1 to 10887 code for a protein of 3628 amino acids. The record is from RefSeq and is a predicted model, not a curated record. NCBI's taxonomy places the organism in Eukaryota, Metazoa, Chordata, Actinopteri, Pleuronectiformes, Pleuronectidae. The transcript has 41 exons.
AUGAGGAAAGCAGAGGUGCAAAUGACCCUGAAAACGGGGGCAGAUGAGGCGGUGGUGCCCCGGAGCCCCAUCGUCCCCCCAAAACGCUCCAAAGCCAGCCCGGAGAAAGUGGUGGCAGAGCCCCGGGGCCCUGGCCACCCCGUCCCGACUCCACCUGCUUUUGUGCGCAAAAUGAGGAACGCAGCCGUGGGGACGGGCUGUGACAUCCGUCUAAAGGUGACAGUGGCGGGCGACCCCCAGCCCUCCCUGUACUGGUACCACAACGAAGACCUCCUCAACAUGGAGAACCAGGAGUACGGAGGCCUCUGGAUUAGGGAUUGCAAACCAAGCGAUGCCGGCCUCUACACCUGCAUCGCCAACAAUCACCUGGGAGAGAUUCGGAGCAGCGCUGUACUUGCUGUGUUGGAUCUGGGAGAAGAUUCUGAAACAACAGAGGAUGAAUGUGAAGACCGAUUUCAGACCAAAGGAGACAGUGGGGAGGUUGAGGACCAGGCUGUGCACACAGAUGCAGGGAUGAACAAAUGGUCAGAAGACGAUUAUAGAACACGUGGACAUGAAGAUCACUCAUACAGGGGCCAGUCAGAGGAUUUCUCAAGAGAAUCUCCGCCACAAUUCCUCCCACCCCCAUCCCCACGACUCGUCAAACGCCCCUCCACCUCUCCAAUGCCAAGUCGCACUGGCUCAACCACACCACUCAGCUUGCGAAACAAAAUCGUCGGGCCAACUGACUACCAAGACACGGUGCCUGGGGAGUUUGAGGAAAAGGUCAAGCAACCGAAGUCAGCGUCUCAGAGUAACACCCAGGACUCUCGUCCACAGACGCCACUGAGUGAGUACUCCCGCAAAGAGUUGAACCCCAGACCGUCCCCAAAGCUUACUAGGGCAAGCUCCAAGGUCUUUGAGAAGGUCCGUGGCUUAGAAGAGCGCAGGCGAAGCCUUGAUAUUCCAGAGGGAUCCAUCUCUGGUAGAUCCUGGGCGGGGUUCAAUCUUGCUGGGUCUGUUGAUUCCGAUGAUGGGGGAAGUCGGUUGGGCAUCUCCAGAGAAAGUUCGAGGGAAGAUCUUCGGGAGGCUCUGAAAGAGGAUGCGGCCGAGCGGAGAUCUAUGUUCAGACAGAGAGCUGCUUCGCUGGAGGACAAACCUCGCUAUUCCCAAAAGGUUCAGGACAUUGAGAACAAGUUCACAGAGGAGCUCCAGCGCAUUAAGAAACUCGUUGGGAAACCUCACAUGAAGAAAUCGUUUUCGACUGAACAGCUCACCCUGAAGAGCAAGCAGCGGCAGCCUUUCAGGAAGAUUGAACCUAUUCCUCCCCAGGUCCUUCAGAAGCUGCAAGAGAGGGAACGAGUCCAGUGGGAGAAGGAACAGAGAGAAAAGGAUUUAAAUCCACAACCAGUGCAGCAGCAGCAGACGAUGCAGCAAAAGCAGCAAAAAUCACAACCUCCGAAGACGGAGAACACCGGAACAACAACCGUAACCGUCAGUAGAUUCGGAGAGGUUGCAGGAACCCCAGAGUCGAUGCAGUUAUCAGACUUACCUGGACAACGAUUGGUGAGGGAACUAAAUAGAGUCAGUCCUGUUACAGAACAUUUUCAAAAAUCCUCAUCACCAGCAUUUUACCACCAACAGAGGGCAGAGUCCCCAAGCAGGAAUGUUGCCGAGAUGACUUUACGCAAGGUAGAACGAAGGCCACCGAGUCCGCUUGUACAAAGGGUAUCUCGCAUGCAGGAGUCCCCCCACUUCCAAGAGUCUCCUCUACAAAAGGAUGAAACUUCAGGGAGAAAGACACCAAUAGAAGCAGUGUCGAGAAAAAUCGAAAACAGACCUGAGAGUCCACUGGUACAAAGAAGAGCCAUGAUUGUGCAAGAUCUUCCUCCUCAACCGCCUCCAAAACCUCCGGCGGAGGAGAAGAUGGAGGUGGAGCUGUCCAGACCAACCUCUAAGAUUAUAGUCCCAACGAUUAUUGUUGAAGACGAAAAGAUGGAAGUGGACGUUCCUGUAAAGACAAGUGGGCUGCAGCAGAUUACCACCGGUGCCAAAGAGGGACACCAGCAGAAGACCAGAGGAAAGAACCGUCGCCCUCGACCCUUGUCUCCGGAGUUAGAUUCUUCCGAUGAUUCGUACGUAUCAGCCGGAGAAGACCCAAUGGAGGCCCCGGUGUUUGAGUUCCCCCUGCAGGACACCGCGGUGUCAGCUGGGGCAGAUGUGCUGCUAAAAUGCAUCAUAGGUGGAACCCCCACUCCUGAAGUGACCUGGACAAAAGACAACAUCGGUGUCAGUGGCGUUGCAAACUACACCGUCAAAGUGGAGGGGGAACGACACAGCAUGCUCAUCAAGUCAGCCAAAAUAAGUGACGGGGGGGAAUACUGUGUGACGGCCGUGAAUCAGGAGGGGAAGGUGACCAGCUGUGCCGUCCUGACAAUUAAAGCAGAGUCUGUGCAGGAGCCCAGAGGAAACCUGGGUGUCCCUGUGGACAUCAGCAGCCCCAUCACAUCGGACGAGGAGUAUCUCAGUCCCCUGGAGGAGGCCGUGGACUUCGGAGGGCCAGAGCCGAGGCGACCUGUUGACACACGGUUCAGGAAACCCCCGACAUUCCUGGUAACGAUGAGUGAUCAAGCUGUCAUUGAAGGACAGGAAGUCACCAUGUCUGUGCGGAUAAGUGGACAACCCAAACCCAUGCUCUACUGGCUGAGGGACAGAGUCACAGUAAAAUCCGGCCCACGUCACAUCGUGCGUGAGACAGAAGAUGCCACUUUUGAGAUGACGAUCAAGUCGGCACUGAGGUCGGACUCUGGCGUUUACACCUGUAAGAUCAUCAAUGAAUACGGGACAAAGCAGUGUGAAGGAAAGCUAGAGGUAAAAGCUCCCCCAGUUGAGCCGGGCCUUGCCGUCAUCCGCCCAGUCAGGGACAUCACAGCCAAGGCCGGGGAGACAGUUUUGUUCGAGUGUCUCGUCAUUGGACCAAAAGACACCGACGUGGACUGGCUCUCCGACGGGAAACUGAUCCAGCCGGCGUUGCUCAACUGCAAGAUGCACUUUGACGGGAGAAAGUGUCGACUGCUGCUCAACUCGGUGCACGAGGACGACAGCGGAACGUACACGUGCAAGCUCAGCACCGCCAAAGAGGAAGUGACCUCAUGUGCCAAACUCAAAGUCCUCCCAUCCUUUGAGCCUCUCUUCACUCGCAAACUGGACGUUCUGGAAGUGAUCGAGGGGCGUAACGCUCGAUUCGACUGCAAAGUCAGUGGGACGCCGUCUCCCAAAGUCACGUGGACUCACUUUGACCAUCCGCUCAUAGAAAGCGAGGAUGUACGUAUUCUCCAGGAGGGCGGUCGCCACUCUCUCAUCAUCUCUCACGUGGCCAACGACGAUGAGGGUUUCUACACCGUCAUCGCCUGUAACAUUCACGGCGACGCAGAGAGCUCCGCUGAACUUUACAUACAAGAGCCGCGGCCUGCCAUCUCGUCUCAAAUGGCAAAACUCGAGAAGAUGCCGUCCAUCCCCGAGGAGCCAGAGGUCCCGGAGAACGAGGUGGAGCGUUUCACCAUGCCUGACUUCAUGAAACCCCUGUAUGAUCUGGACGUGAUCGAGGGGAAGGAGGCCGUGCUCAAAUGCAAAGUGGCCGGUUUGCCGUACCCCACCAUCGUCUGGUUCCACAACGGCAAGAGGAUUGAGAGCACCGAGGACAGAAAGAUGACACAGUUUCGUGACGUCCACAGCCUGGUCAUCCGCUCUGUGUGCCACGCCCACGGUGGCGUCUACAAGAGCGUCAUCUCUAACAAAGUGGGCAAGGCCACCUGCUACGCUCAUCUCUAUGUUACAGAUAUCCUCCCUGACCCUCCGGAUGGGACUCCAGUGAUAGAAUCCAUCACUGGGAAAACCAUCACCUUAAGCUGGAAGAAACCAAGGAGGCUGGACCCAUCUAUUGAUCCCAGUGGCCUGAUGUACGCCAUCCAACAACAAGCGCUGGGCUCUAUCCAGUGGACCAUCAUAGCGUCUGGCCUGAAGGACACCACCUACACCAUCACCACCCUCUCCAAAGAAGUCCGCUACGCGUUCAGGAUCCUGACCAUCACCUCCAAGGCUUUCAGCAAACCCUCCGCCGCCACGGACCCCGUGCAGCUCCUGGACCGAGGUCCCUAUCUCCUGGAGGCUCCAGUGAUUAUUGAUAAGCCAGACAUUGUGUACGUGAUAGAAAACCAGUCAGUCACCAUCACAGUUACCCUCAAUCACGUCAAUGCCGCUGUCAUCUGGAAGAGAAGGGGAGUGGUCCUGGCCAGCAAGCCCGGCCUGUACGAGAUGACGAUGCCCGAUGACGACCAGCACACGCUCAAGCUGUUCAAGGUGAAAAGCACUGACGUGGGAGAGAUGGCUUUUGUGGCCUCCAACAAGUACGGCAGUGACAGCUGCACCUUCGACGUGGAGCUGGCAGCUCCACCAACUUUUGAAACGAUCAUGGAGGACCUGGAUGUUUGUGCUGGAGAGACCCCUCGCUUCGCUGUGGUUGUGGAGGGCAAACCAGUUCCUGACAUCCUCUGGUUAAAGAAUGACGUCCUGCUGUGCGAGAGCAGUCAUUACACGUUUGUGUACGAUGACAAUGAAUGUUCCCUGGUGGUUGUGAACGCUCGUACAGACGACUCCGGGGUGUACACGUGCACCGCCCGGAACUUGGCAGGAUCUGUGUCUUGCAAAGCUGAACUCACCAUUCAUGAAGCCAAAAGAAAAGAGGAUCCAGUGGACGAUGAGCAGACCAUUCUGAGGAAAAUGCGCAGGCUGACAGACUAUUAUGAAAUCCAUAAGGAAAUUAGAAGAGGGGCAUUUUCCUAUGUGAAACGUGUGACCCAGAAAGGGGGCAAAAUGGAGUAUGCAGCGAAGUUUAUCUCCACGAGAGCCAAAAAGAAGCCGUCGGCUCUGAGAGAGAUGAACCUGGUGUCCAAGCUGGACCACGAGAGAGUCCUUUACUUUCAUGACGCCUUCGAGAAGAAGAACGCAGUCAUCAUCAUCACCGAAAUAUGCCACGAGGAGCUGCUUGACAGGUUUACAAAGAAAUCUACUGUUAUGGAGUCGGAUGUACGGUCCUGUAUAAGACAGCUGCUUGAGGGGCUGGAUUACCUUCAUCAUCUAAACGUCAUACAUCUGGACAUAAAGCCUGAUAACAUCCUUAUGGCCGACCCUCACGGUGAUCAGAUCAGAAUCUGUGACUUUGGCAACGCUUUGGAAAUCACACCUGAUGAGGCCCAAUACUGCAAAUACGGCACGCCUGAAUUUGUUGCACCAGAAAUUGUCAAUCAGACCCCUGUGUCCAAAGCAACAGACAUCUGGCCUGUUGGAGUUAUCACAUAUCUGAGUCUGACAGGAGUUUCUCCAUUUGCUGGUGAGAACGACCGCAGCUCUGUGCUGAACAUCAGGAAUUAUAACGUUGCCUUCGAAGAGAACAUGUUUGCUGAGCUUUGCCGGGAGGCUAAAGGUUUCAUCAUCAAACUGCUAGUCGCCGACAGGCUGAGACCUGAUACUCAAGAAUGUCUGCGACACCCCUGGUUCAAGACACUGAAUAAGGGGAAGGCCAUAAGUACAGAGGCCCUGAAGAAGUUUGUAUCACGCAGAAAAUGGCAGCGUUCAUUAAUAAGCUAUAAAUCAAAAAUGGUUAUGAGGUCCAUACCCGAAUUACUGAAUGACUCCUCCAGCCAUAUCUCCAUCGCAGUCCCCAGGAACCUUAAAGAGGGUUCACCUUUGCCGUCAUCAUCCUCAGACUCUGAUGAAGACAUUGAUGAACUGCCAUUUAUUCCAAUGCCACUUACCAUGGAAUUCUCUGGAUCAAGGGUUUCACUGAAUGAGAUCCAGAGCAAUGAGCAGGAAACAGGGAAGCAGAAUGGAACAAGUAAAUGGUCUGGGUCCCCUGUUCAGGCACAGGAGGCAAUGGAGUCUGACACGAAAGAAAUGGAUAAAGAAGGAGUCGAAAUCACAGGUAAAAGCCGCCAGCGGAAGAGGUCAACACAAGAAAAUGACCGGGGUUCCUCGGAUGAGGAACCACCUGCUGAAUUGCCGCAAAAGUCCGAGCAGUCCAGAAAACCACUGCGAAGGGGUUCAAGUAUGGAGUCAGACAAACCAGAUGGUGGACGACGAAGAGGAGAGCUUAGACGUGGAGGCUCCGCUGACAGUGCAUUGCUGCUCCGGAUUCCAUCUGAGGAAGGAGCUGUAGAGGAAAACCCAGAUGAUGGCAGGAGAGUUCUGAAGAAAGCUGUCUCUAUGGAACUACCAAGGAGAAGCACCAGCCCAGGAACUGUGAAGAUGAGUCAAGAAGACUAUGCACUUAAACUUGAGCUAAUGAGGAAGCGACUCCUUCGUGGAGGGUCAGUGGACAAAAAAAUGAGUGGACUGAGAGGACCACUGCUGGAAACAUUGGGAAUGGCAGAUGAGAAUCGUGCAAUUUCCUCUGAUCGCUACUCUCGUACUGCUCGUUUAGGCCCACCACCCCUAAUCAGAGCUGCAUCCAGUGAUUCACCAAGGGAUGAACUUCCCAAACCCAAAGUUCUGCGCAAAAGCGCAUCUUUCAGUCAAGGUGAUUCAGAGCCUAUAGCUUUACACCGGCGGUCUGGAGCUCCUCUGGAGAUUCCCUUGGCUCAGGUAGAAGAAAGAAGGCUAAAGGAAGCUAUAUCAAUGUCAGCUUUGACUGAGCCAAUAAAGCUAGACUCCCGCCCAGUGACUCCCAGGGAACCUUCACCAAGACCACCAACUCCAGAGUCGGUUGUGCAGGAGAGUCCUUCCAAGACAGGAAGUGAGGACUCAUUAAUGGAGAAAGAGAUGAAGUCCUAUGAGACUAUAAGUGAAAAGAUGGAUGGGUCGACUACAGAUGGUAAUUUUGACGAGCGAUCGAGCACAAGUGGUUUCUCAGAGAAGGACAUGAGCAUAUCAGAGGAUCCAAUGGUUGAGUCAGAGUACAUGGACCCGAGGAUUCCUACACCUCCUCCUGUGGCCCAAAGCUCUAAACUAGAGGAGAGAAUGGAAAAAGAAGAGGAAGAAGUAGAAGUAGAAGUAGAAAAGGAGCAUGAAGAAAAAGAAGAGCCUAGGAAAGAUGAAGAGGAAAGAAUUGUCAGUGUGUCUGAAUCUAAAACUAAAGAAAAUGUAGAAGUUAGUGUAGAAAAUGUAGAAGAGGAAGUGAAUAUGCCUUCUAAACCUUCUGAUAUGAUCAUAACCAAAAGCUCAGUUAUGGUGAGACCAACAGUAAAAUAUCCCCAUUCCUCAGCAAAUGUCAUGCCAACUCAUGUAACACCCUCACCUCCUGCUCGAGUUGUUCUUCCAGAUGGAAGGACUUCAGCAUAUGCCAGUAUUAUGCAGACAAUAAUGGUCCCUUCAGUUCAGCCUCUUAAUGACCCAACAUUAGGCCCCUCUACACCAGUUGUGGUUCCAGCCCCUUCAUCAGCCGUAGUAUCAACUGAAACAUUUUCACCCACAUCUUCACCUGCUAGCAUUCCCUCUGCUUUACCAGGUUUGACAAAGUCAGCCAAGGUGUCAACCACUGAGCACGCUGCUGUAUACUCCAGGGUAGCGUCACCAGAAACUAUCUCAAAAGAACCCAGUCCACCAAGGACUGCCACACAUUCCUCAUCCCAACAAGAGCUUUCAAGAGGAGUGGACUUUGAGGACAUUAGCUCUGAAGAAGUAUUUGAGGCGCGCUUCAAAAAGCGUGAGUCCUCUCUCUCAAGAAGUCUAAAGUUUUUGACGCGGUCUAAGAACGAUGACAAACCCCAAGCAAUUUCCUCUGACUCCACAGAGGCAGGGGAGGAGAUCUACAGACCUGGGCCGAUUGGUGCACCAUUGGAAUUAGCAUCAAGGAGACUUGAAGAGAAGUCAAAGUCAGUCCAAGACCUUCGUGAAGCUCAGAAGGACCAAGGCUUUAUGAGGAGACUCUCUUUGCGCCUGAAGCGAACUCCAUCAGCUGAGCGCAAGGAAGAAGUGACCAAAGAAGAUGAGUCAACUUCUUCAAGAAGAAGGCUUUCUUGGACUCUCGGUCGACGAGGAUCUCAGGAAAAGAAAGAAGUGGAGAUGACGAGCAUGGAUGGUAGUGCUGACGCGGCGGUGGCACAAGAUGAUAAGGAGGUUAAGAAACCUAAUGAAUCACCAGUCUUGGCAAUGCGAAGGAAGAUUGAAUCAACGGUGGCUGGGAUCUCUACUAGAAUCCGUAGCUACUCAGAGGAAAGGAGAUCAUCAGAGGAGAAGGAACAAAAGAGGACACCCAUUCUGUCCAUGCUUCGUCGUUCAACAUCUGAGAACCGGGGCAUGAAGGUUCCUAGUAUUCCUCAGAACCAGCUUGUGUCUCAGGCCAGUAAUGGCACCUCAACAGAGUCGCUCGACUCCAUGUCCAGCUUAAAGCCAGAUGCAUCAAAAGGUGUGGAGGUUGAGCGCAGAUCCCGCUGGGAUAGAUGGGGCCUGACCAGAGGGAGGCGAGACAAGACAGUAUCACAGCCUGACAUACCAACAGCAAUCUCCAGAGAAAAUAGUUCCUUGCGUUCACGCCAGUACUCAAAACUGGCUUCUGAUUUCCCUCCAGUAUUCCACAUCAAGCUGAGAGAUCAUGUCCUGCUUGAGGGGGAUCCAGUCACACUCAGCUGUCUGCCAGCAGGCAGCCCCCACCCACACAUCACCUGGAUGAAAGAUAAGAAGCCUCUGGAGAUUGAUGCCAGGAUGAACAUGAUCGCCUGCCCUGAUGGUCGGCAGCUCCUGAUGAUCAUGCAAACAACAAAAAAGGAUGCAGGGGUUUAUGAGUGUGUGGCUACAAAUCCCCUCGCCUCUAUGACCAGCUCCUGCACGAUAUCCCUUGCUCGCCUGCCUAAUCGUCCUGGGACCCCUGAGAUUCCUCAAAAGUACAACAACACAGCCUUAGUACUGUGGAGGCCCUCGGACACCAUGGCCCCCUGCACAUACUCUCUGGAGAGGAAGGCAGAGGGUGAAACCAGCUGGCUGAUCGUGGCAACAGGGGUGGCCGACUGUUACUACAAUGUGGUGGACCUGCCGGCCGGGUGCUCCUACAGGUUCAGGGUGGCAUGCGUCAACAAAGCUGGACAGGGCCCCUACAGCAACCUCUCAGAAGAAGUGGGCCUGGUUGCUUCAGAACCAGCCAAAUCCAGUGCUGCUGUGAUGGUCAAGACUGUCCCUGCAACUACUCCUCCUCCCCCUGUGGUCAUGAUGUCAUCAAUGAAAGUGUCUCCCAUUAAACCAGCUCCUAGUAGAUCCCCUACACUUGCCGUACCCGUCUCUACCACAACAGCCCCCACAACAUCUGUGGCUAAAUCUGCUUCUCCAAUAACCAUCCGACCUCCUAUUCAGGUUGAUACUAGCCGUCCUGCUGUCAAUCCCUCCAUUAGUGUAGCCCCCCCUGAGCAAGCUGUGGUUCAGACCACCACAAGUGUUCAAGCCACGCCAGCAAAAGCUAAGACCACCCUUAGCAUCAAUGUGGGCAAACCCAAAAGCAAGUUGAUGACUCCGCCUGUUGUUCCACCCAAACCCAAGAGUCCUGUAAACGCAGCCCCUGGAAAAAACAAUAAAUCCCCAACUCCUGUACCAGCCCCUGCACCUGUCAUCGGGAAACCCAUUUCAUCUGUGCCAAUGUACGUGCCAGCUGCAACUGCACGUGCUACCCCACCUUCUCAAUCCAGUUCAACCAUGACAACCAUCCCUCCAGUGACUGUUACACGUGUGACUGUUACUCCUGUGACUGUCACUCCUGUGACUGUCACUCCUGUGACCGUCACUCCUGUGACUGUCUCACCAACCGUGGUGGUGGUGCAGAGCUUGACGCCUGUGGUGCAGGGAGGGGACGGCUGGAGUACCCCGUCUGGGCGGAAUACUCCAACGGGACGGGUUACACCCUCGGGACGCAGGACACCAUUGGGAUCUCUGCGACAGGGAGUUCCACAGAAACCAUACACCUUCAUGGAUGAGAAAGCAAGGGGUCGUUUUGGUGUGAUCCGCGAGUGCCGGGAGAACGCCACCGGCAAUCUCUUCAUGGCCAAGAUCGUUCCAUACGAGGCAGACAACAAGCAGACAGUGCUGCAGGAAUACGACAUCCUCAAGUCCCUUCAUCACGAGAGGAUAAUGGCUCUGCAUGAAGCUUACGUCACACCGCGCUACCUGGUGCUUAUCUCCGAGUACUGCAGUGGAAAGGAGCUGCUUCACAGCGUCAUAGACAGGUUCCGUUACUCUGAGGACGACGUGGUGACCUACGUCGUGCAGAUCCUCCAGGGUCUGGACUACCUCCACACCCGACGCAUCCUCCACCUCGACAUCAAGCCAGAGAACAUCAUCGUCACCUACAUGAACGUCAUCAAGAUCAUAGACUUUGGCAGCGCUCAGAUGUACAACCCUCUCUUCCUCAAGCAGUUCAGCCCUCCUAUUGGAACACUGGAGUACAUGUCUCCUGAGAUGUUGAAAGGGGAUGUGGUGGGUCCUCCAGCUGACAUCUGGAGCGUAGGCGUACUGACUUUCCUCAUGUUGAGUGGCAGGUCUCCUUUCAUGGAAAACGAUCCUCAGGAGACUGAAGCCAGGAUCCAGGUGGCAAAGUUCGACCUCUCCAAACUCUACCAGAAUGUGUCCCAAAGUGCCUCUCUGUUUCUCAAGAAGAUCCUCUGUAGCUACCCUUGGGCCCGUCCAUCUAUUAAGGACUGCUACAAUAACUCCUGGCUCCAGGAUGCCUACCUGAUGCGCCUGCGAAGGCAGACUCUCACCUUUACAACAACCCGUCUCAAGGAAUUCUUGGCCGACCAGCAGCGCAGGCGAGAGGAGGGGGCCACCACGCACAAAGUUCUCCUGCGGUCCUACAAGAGCUCGACACUAACCCCUACCAGCCCCACCGCGCCAAACGUGCCAGCCUCACCCACUACACCCGGUGCCCAGUGAGAACAGGCUUCAAAACACCAGUGGUUUGGACUGUACAAAGGGGGGAUCCUCAGAGUGAGACUUGACCUUGAGGCACGAGGCGCAAUGGCCCCUUCAGGUCUUAGAGGUUGAACUUGUUUCAGAAAUAGAAAACUCUUGGAAACAGCAGUGAUCUACAGAAACACUCGACUCUUUUUCUUCUUCAAGAGAAAUCUUUCCAAGAGAAUCUCACAGAAUGAUUUCAUGUCAAAAGAACUCUUACAACCUGACUGCAUUUUUUUGUAUAGUGUGGACCUUGUUCAGACAAGGCAGGAUGGUGUCUUCAAGUUAGUACCUCAAGGUUUGUAACUUUGCAAAUAUUUUGGAUAUUCUUUGUCUUUUCUCAUGGUAAACUCCACACUGAUUACAGGGGACACAUGAACGCAUUUGCUAACCCAUCGUUAAAGGCUGAAAAUUGCUGUUAUGGAGUUUGUCAUGUUAAUGGUUUAAUGGACGUACAAGUCAAUCACAUGGUACACAAAAAAAAAUACUUAGCACAACUCCAAAACAAGGUCUACUGAAACAAUGAUGCCUUUUUCCAGCGUAAUACAUCAACGCUCUUAUGACCAUAGUCUCAUAUUCAGAAGCCACAUGUUCCAUCAAUGAUGUCUAAUUCUCUGUCCUUGAUUAAAAACAACCUAGGAUGCUAAAUAUCUUCCUCCAUUAGCAGAGGCUGGAUCCACACAACUACGUUUUCAUUUGAGAGCACAUCAUCUCCUCACUGGUUAUGCCUGGUGUCCACACGACUUUACAGUCCACAAACUUUAGGGCUGAAUUGUUUCUGGACAUAGAUGCUGAUUCUUCAGGCGCUGAUCACGUGACCCCCUUCUGGAAGAGAAAAAACAGGCAUUAGCCUCGGCUUCCAGUGUAGAACGCAACAUGGGUAUUAAAUUGCAAGCGUUGCUGAUCGAGCUGUCACUGCUAACAGCUGUUGUGCAGUUAAAAUCUGCAUUUUUUACAACAAUAGAACUGCUUACAUGCAUAGAUGAGGUUUUAUUCAAGCAAUCUGCGACUAUUCUGCAACAAACAUGCAAAUGCUUCCGGUUUACACCUGCAUGUGCAUGCCCAAUGUACCUGAGUGGUCACUUGUUAUAUGUUUUAAGGCGCAUUAGUAUGGACGGGGAUUAAAACUAAUACGGAGCCAAAUCGUUUGUGUGGACAGAGAUCGCUUUAGUUUGAAAAUGCCGUCUUCAAACAAAACAUAGUAGUACGGAUGUAGCCUUAAUGUAUUACAUUGAUAUUCGCAGUGUGAUCUGUGCUACCUGAGUUUUUAUACUGCCACAACACCUCAGAUGAUGGUCAGGACUGUAGCAGCUCCAGAGAGAACUCAAUCUGUUUAGACUUUAUAAAACGUAUAUAUUCAGUUGUGAAGAUGCACUGGUGGGUUUACUACAAGGGCUAUUUACAAAAGGACUCUUUUUACUCAGCACAAAUUUCUUCCCCAAUGUGACAUUAAGUGACUCCGUGCAGCGCCGUCGCUGUGUUGGCGCCGAGCAGACUCCAAUUCCUUCAGCACAAAUAAGCUAACAACCACCGCAUUGGCUUCCAAUUCAACAUCCCUCUUCCUCUCAGCCCAGUGUCGAGGAUACAGCUUGAUCAUCCACUCAGAUCGAUAUCCACGGGUUUUAAAUGAGGUUUACAAGUUUGAUGAGUCACUUUUUACUUUGACUGUACAGAGAGAACUUUGCCUGAGGUGCUCAUUAAAUGUUAGAUUGUUUGGGGGGUUUAGUGGAAAGGUGAUUAACUUUUGAACCCACUGGUGAUAUAAGGGUGUGUCUAAGUGCCCUUAAAGAGUGAGUCAGCAUAAAAAUACCUUUUACAUUUCAUUGACAGAGAACGUUGAUGAAAAUAUUGCUGCUCUUGUUCUACAUCUAUUUUUCAAAUGCUGAGAGCUGAGCUACUGCUUUUUUCAAAUUAGUUUUUAAAUGGCACAACCUUUAAGAUAUACAGUACAGAAGGGAUUUAAAUUGGUUAUAAUUAGCAAAAAACGUUAGACAAAUUAUUUAUAUAUUGUUUAUUAGAGUAGCAUACACCUUUAUAGCUUCCUGUUCAUAGAUGUUUACAUGGCACUGUAAACAGUGAUAAAACCAAACCAGUAUCUAGGAAACAUUACUGCCCAUACAGAGCAUUCAAUCAGAAAGACAAUCCAUACACCUCAAGGAAAAGUUUAAUUUAACAAACUAUCUAUAAAAUGUAUUGAGGUUACCUAUCUACCUCUUCAUAAAUAAGUCAAAUAACGUCAUCAUCAAGUGUGUAAAUAAACAGGUUACUGCCUUGUUAACUGGUCAACCAUUAGAAAAGAUACUGUUAAACACAUUACACGGCCCUUUACAGGGAUAAUACUGAAAACUGAAAGUUGACAUGUAUUGACACUUGUCCCUUCGGUAGAUUGAAUAUGACUCAGUUGCCUACUGCUGUUUAAACAUUUUACAUUGUACGUAUUAACAAGUGAUUCUAAAUGUUGUGCUUUUUAAUCUGUUUCCAAAUGUCACAUCUGAGAAAAUAUCUACAGUCAUAUCCCCCUUUUUUCCUGAGGACGGCUCAUUCUGAAGACUAUAGUUCCUGAAGUCUAUCCUUAAGAAUGACACCUAAGAAUUAGAUUUGAUUUAUCCUCAUUGUUUUAUGGUAGAUAAAAUGGCAAAGUUGUGUAACUUCUGAUGUAUUGCUUUGCCGUGUGGGGGCAACAUGUCAGACAUUAGCACACAUGUCACGUGUCCUGGUAUCACCCACGGAUUUGCACGCUUCCCACAGAAUGUGUCAUUUGACAGUAGAUUAAGUUUUAAAGAAAUGAGAUGCAGACCCCGACGCUGAGUCUUUUUGGGUGUAAAACUGUGUCUUGUAUGAAACUAUGAGUUAUUUUGUUCUGUGUAUUGAUUGAAGGAUGUUGCUGGUACCUCUAUGAAAUUAUUUUAUUAGCUCUAUAUAUUCUUAUGCUAUCGCUAGAUAAACACUAACUUUUUUCUGCUGUCUCUUUGGCUUUGUCGUUUUUCCAAUGCAGAGUAAAGUUAGUCAAACAAAUGAAGGUGUUUUGAAGCUGAAUGAAAACAUGCAAGAUCAGCAUGAUGGUGCAACAUUGCAUCAAAUCCAGAAUU